AGCAAAUGGACAUUGCAAAAUCGAAAGGUCCUGAUGAAUUAUUAAAUUGGGAAGACAUUCAAAAGAUGAAAUUAUCAUGGAAUGUAGCUUGUGAAGUGUUGAGACUUGCACCACCUGUUCAAGGUGCUUUCAGAGAUGUCUUGACUGAUUUCAUGUACGAAGGCUUCUAUAUCCCAAAGGGUUGGAAGAUAUAUUGGAGCACCCACUCGACUCAUAAAAAUCCAGAAUAUUUCUCGGAACCAUAUAAAUUCGAUCCAUCGAGAUUUGAAGGAAGAGGACCAGCGCCUUACACAUUUGUACCAUUUGGAGGAGGGCCAAGGAUGUGCCCUGGAAAAGAGUAUGCUCGUUUGGAAAUAUUGGUAUUCAUGCACAACCUUGUCAAGAGGUUCAAGUGGGAGAAAUUGAUUCCCAAUGAGAAGAUUGUUGUUAAUCCCAUGCCCAUCCCGGAGAAGGGUCUUCCCAUUCAACUAUUUCCUUAUUAAUUAAAUUAAAAAUUUAAAUACAUUGGCUCCGCUCAACUUGACUCAACUCAAUAAAGUCUCUAUCUUUGAUGAUUCUAUCACAAACAUUUCUCUAGCUGUACAUAAGCCUAGCUUGUACCUAAGCUUUUUCUUUUUUUUACCUUUCUUUCUUGUAUUUGUCCUUAUUUUAUUUACCUUAUGUAGUUUUGUUAUUAUUUUUUUUUGAAA
This is a messenger RNA of Camellia sinensis, 689 nucleotides long. Lineage: Eukaryota; Viridiplantae; Streptophyta; Magnoliopsida; Ericales; Theaceae. The record is from RefSeq and is a predicted model, not a curated record.